AUGAGAUGCAUUGCUCAUAUUCUGAACUUGGUGGUACAAGAUGGUCUAAAACAAUGUGAUAUUUCUGUUAAGAGGGUUAAGGAGGUUGUUAGAUAUGUCAGAAAUUCUCCUUCAAGGUUGAAGAAAUUUAGGGAUUUGGCAGAGUAUAGUGGAAUUGAGCAAAAAACAUCCUUGUGUCUUGAUGUGCCAACAAGGUGGAAUUCCACAUAUUUAAUGUUACAGUCUGCUUUGAUCUACCAGAAAGUAUUUGAUGACUAUGAAUACAGUGAUAACUCUUUUAAAUCUGAUCUGGGUGAUUCUAUUCCUACUUCUCUGGAUUGGGAGUCUGUGAACAACUUGGUUAAGCUGUUGAAAUGUUUCUAUGAGAUGACUAUCAGAAUUUCAGGGUCCCUAUAUGUGACAGCUAACACCUUUUUCUCUGAAAUAUCUGAUCUGUAUUGUAUCUUGAAUGAAAUGGUGGAAGCUGAUGGGGCUGUGAAACUAAUGGGGGCUAACAUGAAAGCGAAAUUUGAAAAAUAUUGGGGUGAUAUUGACAAAAUGAAUUAUAUGAUUUUCUUUGCAAACAUUUUAGACCCCAGGGACAAGUUAGAAUAUAUGCCAACUCAAUUACUUCAUAUGUAUGGUGACAAAAAAGGAAAAGAUUACCUUGAGAAAUUGUUGGCUGCUUUGAAUGAAUUGUAUGAUGAUUAUGCUGUGAGUUAUAGCCCUACUGUUGUCCCAGCUACUGGUUCUGGUUCUGUAGCAUCUGUUACUCCUAUUGUUGAGUCUGUUUCUGCCCCUGUUGGGAGGCCACAACAUCUACUGAAGGCCCAAAUUAAGAAACAAAUAAUGGAAACUGAUGAAGGUUCAUUUGAUAUACUGAGAUGGUGGAAGGUCAAUUCUGCAAGGUUUCCUAUCCUUUCUAAGAUUGCUAGGGAUAUCUUAGUUAUUCCUAUCUCAACUGUUGCCUCAAAAUCUGUCUUUAGUACAUCUGGGAGGGUUUUAGAUCAUUUUAGGAGUUCUUUAACUCCUAAAAUUGUGGAAGCCUUGAAUUUAGUGUUGAUGGUGGAAGUGCAUCUGGUGGGAGGACUUGUGGUUCUACACUUCCAAGCAAUGAAACUUGGUGACUUUAAGUUGCUUCCCUUGAUGAGUUUUUGGCCCCUAACCACUGCUCUUAAAUCCUCUAAAGGCUUGGUAGCUUACUAA
This is a messenger RNA of Ipomoea nil (Japanese morning glory), 1185 nucleotides long. RefSeq names its product zinc finger BED domain-containing protein RICESLEEPER 2-like. Bases 1 to 1185 code for a protein of 394 amino acids. The transcript has 4 exons. NCBI's taxonomy places the organism in Eukaryota, Viridiplantae, Streptophyta, Magnoliopsida, Solanales, Convolvulaceae. Gene Ontology annotation, molecular function: DNA binding; protein dimerization activity. The record is from RefSeq and is a predicted model, not a curated record.